AUGUUCGAUAUGCGUGUCAAAAAGUCCUUAAAGUAUGGAGAAGAAGCGGAUAUUGCAUACGAGAAAGAGGAAAACAGAAGUCCAGAUAUUGUUUAUAUCAAGAAUGCUUUUAUGGAAAUCAAUCGAAUUUAUAAACGACCGAAAGAAGGUGGAAUGAUCAGCACACACGAUCUAUUUGUACUACGUGGCGUUCGAGAAUUUUUACGAAGUGCCUUCACAGAGUGCACAAGCUCAACGCGAGCCAACUACCAUUUAGCCAUCACACUUCCCACACAUUGGGAUCUUAAAAUACGAGAAAAGGUGAUCCGAGAGCUUUUUAUCACGUCCAAACUUGUCCGUUUGACGGAUCAUCACGACAAGUUAUUAUUCUACAGUCAGCUCGAAUCGGAUUUUUGUUAUCUUCAAUCGGAAGCUAAUAACAAACAUUAUGGUAUAAACGAAAAGUUUGUAAACGGGAAACGGUACAUGUUAUGCACUUUAGCUUUGAUGGAUAAUCGCCAAUGUAUCCAUCUUGAUCUGUUUACAGCUCAUUAUCCUCCCGCCACAUCAACCAAUGAUUAUUUUGUCCCGCGACUAAUUAAGGCGAUUCGCUUUCAGAUUAAUUGCAAGUUAAAAAUAGAUAUUGAUGACAUUGCAACGUGCUUAAAAAGACACAAUAUUCAUACAAAGUUAGAUAUUUUGAAACAAUUGAUGUCUGAUUAUGAAAACCGAGUACAUCCAUUAUUCCAAAACCCAAAAAAACACCCUUGGAAUGAAAUAUUUGAUGUUCAGCCUUUCGAGCAAUCAUUUUUAGGAACAAGAGCAUAUAAGAACGAUUUAAUACCACCAGAAGUCAGAUUAUUGACCGUAAAAGAUAUAUACAAGGACAAGCUAGUUAUAAUGGAGAAAGCCUUUGAUGAACAAAUGCAAUGUUUAUGUAGGUACAAUUCAGACGGAAAACCAGUCUCCAUUUUGAACAAUUUGCGUGAGACACAAUGUUUUGAAGAUAUAUUGCUACUUGGUUUUCUAAAAGAUUGGCUAAUAAGGUAUGGUAAGGCACACAAUUAUGGUCUCAUGUCAUUUGGAGUAUCUCGAUCGCUUUGCGCCAAAUACUCCUUUGAAAGAACAAUGCAUGGCAGCGUAAUUGAGAUAAAGCAGCAGUUGAAAAAAAGCGGUAUCAUCAGAGAACCAAUCGUAAUCCCCGGACACCAACAGGUAGAUUGUUUUAGUGAUAACUCCAAAUUAAGCACUAUCGUCAAUAUAGAUGUUUUACCCAAAUCUAUCAAAUUUGCAUAUGCGUCUGUGGAAAGGAACAGCCAUGUUCGUACAUCUUUUAAAUAUAAUGAAUGUAUAAUACAGCCUUUAAAUUACUAUUUCCGGAAACUUGACAAAUACCGCAGACCAGAGCUAUGUAUUACUUAUAGUAUGAAAGAAUCCAUUGACAAUCUAUUUAGUUCCUUUAAGGGUCAUUUUGCAGAUAUCAGAUUUAUGCCAAACUUGAUGAAGGAGCUUGCUGACAAUGGAUCUGGUGUGUAUCAUUUGCUUCAUAGAAGAUUUGAUUUGGCAGAGUUUUUUGCUACGCCAACGGCAGUGUUACCAAACAAAGACUUUCCAUUUUGUAUUGCUAAGGAUGAAAUUACACUUCCUCAACCAGGAUACAGGUUAAUCUUUUUGGUCAUGUAUCUCUCUCAUAUUCAUAAAACAACUCUGAUUUCUAUGAAUGAGAACUUGGAUAAUUACUGGACACACAAAAAUAUUGGUUAUGUUAUCUCUGUAGAGAAGACGAUAUUGGACAAUAUAUUUGGCUCUAAAGAACUUGGUGGGAGUAUACCCUCCAUCAUCCAGCAACACAUUGUAGACUUGGAUCAAAAGAUGAAGACCUAUUUUAUCGUUGCUCAACUACAUGAUACACAUAUUCAGCUCACCUUACAUCAGAUUGUAAGACUGUUGCCAACAGAGGAGAAUGUAAAUACCAUUAUUGUUCAAGAAGAUAUAAUUGAAAUUGAAAACGUGAAUACAGCCUUAUGCAAGAGUAUGUGGAAUCAUAUGAUAUCAAAAUGCGAGAUCAACUACUGUCAUAUUCACAUUAAACACAGAGGAAAGGAGUUGCAUGAUGGCCUAAGCUCUUUUAAAAAUUAUACUGAUACAUUCCAGAAAUUAAAUGUACAAUUAUCACAAAUUCUUACCUCAAAUUCAACUCAAGAUCUAUACGAAGAGCACACAAUCGGGUUGAGUAAAGAAUGCGACUGUAGUACUCAGCUAUGUCUAGUGGAUAUCAUUGAAUUUGGCUUCAAGCCAGUCAUGGACAUUAUUGUAAACAUUGUUGCGGACUCAUUGUCAAAUACAGAAAGAAAGUUUGGAAAUUACGAUGUGAAAUCUGUAUUUAUGCUGGGUAAUAUUUUUGAAUUACCGUUUAAGUCUAACAUUUAUAAAGCCUACACUUUAAUGUUGGAAAGAGAGAUAAAUAUCAGCAUUAGGCAGAAAGAAAAAGAUACGCACGUGUUUGUUUUGGAAAAAUCUUCUUCGGAGAUGAUACAACCUCUAAAGAACAAAAAGCCUUACAUGCUGGACAGCUUCUUUCAGGGAAGUUUGCAACAAGUUUCGAGGUACACGUAUGGAAUACGUGUCAAGAAUAUGAUUAUCCGCGGACCUGUGAAACCGUUCCUAUCGUGUAAAAUUGGAUACGGACAAAAGCAUGUUGUUGAUAGCAACAACAUUCUGCCUAUUCUUGAAGAGGGACAAGUCAUUCCGAUUUCAGGGCUUGUCCGAAAAUUGGAGUUGGAGUUUUCAUCACGGAAUGGAACCAAAAAUCGCUGCGACAUAAGCCUGGAGCUUUUCAGGAUAAGCAAAGGGUCGUUUUUAGAUAACCAUGUAAAGGAUUAUAUCUCGAAUUUUAACAUCUUUUGUGAAGACCAGAUACAAGAUUUUCCGAUAAGUCUGGAGAUAAAGCAGUGCAACCAUGACCUUUCGAUUCAGUUCUCUACAAAAAUGAAUGGUCACGAACAUGUAUAUGACAAUAACAGGACCUGUAUUAUUUUAGAUGAGCAGCUGACAUUGGCCUUUACUUGA
This is a messenger RNA of Mucor mucedo, 3048 nucleotides long. RefSeq lists its product as uncharacterized. The record is from RefSeq and is a predicted model, not a curated record. Bases 1 to 3048 code for a protein of 1015 amino acids. The transcript is spliced from 8 exons. Lineage: Eukaryota; Fungi; Mucoromycota; Mucoromycetes; Mucorales; Mucoraceae.